AUGGGAAACUUCGUUUCCUGCCAGGCACCGGAUGGCGGCGGCGGCGGCGGCGGCGGUGGCGGCGGUGGCGGGAAGGUCGUGCUCUCCGACGGCACGGUCCAGGAGUUCGAUCGCCCGAUCUCUGUGGCGGAGCUCAUGCUCGAGCACCCGAGGCAGUUUGUGGUUGACAUGCAGUCGCUCUCUGCCGGCGCCACCAGGAUGGCACCGUUGCCGGCCGACCACACGCUGGACCCCGAUAAGGCCUACCUCAUGCUCCCCAUGACACGCGGGAGGCUGCCGGCCGACGAGGCCCGAAGGAUCCUGUCGCUGGCUCGAUCGGUGCUGCGGUCACGAUCUCCGCCAUCUUUGGCUAAGAGCCUUAGCCUAGUUCUUGGCAUUUGCAUGGCAGGUGUUGCUGCGAAAGAAAAGGAGGAGAUGGCCGAGGGAAACGAUGAUGACCAAUUGAUGGAGAGAGAGGAGAACGUUGGAGGGGCCGAAUGGUCGCCGGAGGUCUUCGGGGCUGAGCCGGAGUUUCUGAUCAGCAGCCAGUUUUCAACCAAGGGGUGGAAGCCAAGUCUACGUACCAUAGAGGAGAAGGCCUUGGUGAGGAAGGUGUCUCACUGGUUGUUCUGA
Messenger RNA from Phoenix dactylifera (date palm), 612 nucleotides. RefSeq lists its product as uncharacterized. NCBI's taxonomy places the organism in Eukaryota, Viridiplantae, Streptophyta, Magnoliopsida, Arecales, Arecaceae. The record is from RefSeq and is a predicted model, not a curated record.